AUGUGGCAGUUCAUAAGGUCACGAAUACUGACGGCGCUUAUCUUCAUUGGGGCUGCUCAUGGAAUACUGGUUGUGGGCCCCAAAUUCAUUCGGGCCAACCAGGAUUAUACGGUGGUGAUCAGUAACUUUCGAUCAAAUAUGAGCCAAGUGAACCUUUUGUUACGUAUGGAAGGCAACACAUACGAUGGUAGAAACGUUCUUGACCUAUCGAGGAAUGUGAUCGUGCCGAGAAAUAUUAAUAAAAAACUACUUUUCAAAAUGCCAGCGAACUUAUCAGCAGGUACUUACAAACUUACCAUCGACGGUCAGCAUGGCUUUGGCUAUCACAAGGAAGUCGCAUUGGUAUACCUUGGUAAAUCCAUCUCGGGUUUAAUACAGAUCGAUAAGCCCAUAUACAAACCGGGUGAUACGGUAAAAUUUCGUGUGAUUGUGCUGGACUCUGAGCUGAAGCCACCUGCACGGGGAAAAUCAAUAAGCGUUACAAUCCGUGCUCCGAACGAUAUUGUGAGGCGGCAUUGGUCCUCAGUGGAACUGUUCGUCGGAGUGUUCGAGAGUGAUCUACAACUUGAGAGAAGUGCUAUGUUGGGAAUGUGGAAAAUCUCGGUACUGGUGGACGGAGAAGAGCUCGUAUCAAAGACGUUCGAAACGAUGGAGUAUGUGUUGUCUACAUUUGAUUUGCAAGUGAUACCGUCCGUAAUUCCGUUGAUGGAACACCAGGGAUUGAAUCUGACAAUUGCUGCCAACUACCAUUUUCGCAAACCGGUAAAGGGAUUAGCCAAGGUGGAGCUGUAUUUGGAGGACGGUUUUCUGGACCAGCAGAAGGAGUUUGAAGUGUACGGUAUCAGGCAGAUGGAGUUGAGAUUCAAUGGACGAAUUGAUGAACUUGAAGAUCGGCAAGAUGUGUUUGUAAAGACGACCUUCAUCGAACAGCAUACAAAUCGCACCGUGGUGAAAAAAUCUCAUAUUACUGUGCACAAGAACAAGUUGCGCGUGGAUUUGAUAAAAGAUACUCCUUACUUUCGUCCGGGAUUUACCUUUAAUUGUGCGCUUCAGUUUCGAUACCACGAUGAAACACCUGCUAAAGGUAUCACCGGUACAGUGAACAUAAAAGACAUCCAAUAUAUGAAAACUGUCACUAGUGACGAUGCCGGUUUGAUCAAGCUGGAGUUAAAUCCAAGGAACAACACACAAGUGAUGGUUGUUACCUUUAUUAACGAUGAAGGAUUCCAGUUUGACGAACAAGUGGACAAAAUAGGUGUUGUGUCGAAGGCGUACAUCAAUCUAGAACUAUUAUUACCCGUUAAAUUGAAUCGUAUGAUACAUUUUGAGGUAACGUGCAGUGAACCAAUGACGUUUUUCGUGUACUACGUAGUGAAGAAGGGCAACAUUAUUGAUUCCGGUUUUAUAAAUACGAACGAACAGAAUCAAUAUCUCCUCCGGUUCACUGCCUUGAAGAAUAUGAUUCCGCAGUCCAAAAUAAUAGUGGCGACUGUCAAUAAUAAUAUGACGUUGUUCGACUUUCGCGACAUCGAUUUCGAAGAGUCCCGUAACAAAAUCCUAUUAGACCUAAAUAAGCAGGAAGCAAAACCGGGACAGCAAAUCGAGCUUAGCUUAUCCGGACGACAAGGUGCCUACGUGGGAUUGGCUGCAUACAACAAAGGUUUGAUGUUCGACAACAUGCACCAAGAUUUGUUCUGGAAGGACAUUAUGCGAGUAUAUAAAGGAAUAGAUCCAAAAAUGGAGAAUGAGUAUGACAUGUUUCAUAGUAUUGGACUGUUCGUAAAGACAUUGGAUGGCAUUAACUCCAGUGAAGCACACGACAUGUUAGCACGUGAAGGGCAACAGACGAACAAUGCGAUCUACAAAACAGUAUCGUACCGAAUCGACUUUCCAGAAUCGUGGCUGUGGCAGGAUGUGACAUUAGGAAACGAUGGUAAGCACAAGAUGAUCGAGACCGUGCCAGAUUCGAUCACCUCCUGGUACUUGACGGCAUUCUCCAUUGAUCCGGAGUAUGGAUUGGGCAUCAUUAAAAAACCCAUCCAGUUCACAACGAUUCAGCCAUUCUACAUCGGGGAGAGUCUACCGUACUCCAUCAAACGAGGCGAAGCGGUCGUGUUGCAGUUUACAUUGUUUAACAAUCUUGGAGGAGAGUACAUCGCGGACGUAACGCUGUACAAUGUGGCCAAUCAAACGGAAUUCAUUGGACGACCUGCGGAAGAUAUAAGUUAUACCAAAACCAUAAGCGUUCCUCCGAAGGUUGGUGUACCCGUUUCCUUUCUGGUAAAGGCACGCAAGCUUGGAGAGAUGGCAGUUCGCGUGAAGGCCUCCAUUAUGGUUGGGUAUGAAACGGACGCACUGGAGAAGGUGAUCCGAGUAAUGCCAGAAAGUUUGGUACAGCUAAAGAUGGAAUCCCGGUUCUUCUGCUUUGAUACAUACACCAAUCAAACCUUCUUGAUGAAUUUAGACUACAACAAGAAGGCAGACAAUGGUUCUAGAAAGAUCGAGUUCCGACUGAAUUCCAAUCUGCUUACCACUGUAAUCGAUAACUUGGAUAAUCUACUUGCCGUGCCCUCUGGUUGUGGUGAGCAAAAUAUGGUAAAGUUUGUACCGAACAUCGUUGUGCUCGACUUCUUACAUGCCAUUGGUUCGAAGGAAAAGAGCUUGCUCGAUAAAGCUACGAAUCUGCUGCGCCAAGGCUAUCAAAAUCAGAUGCGCUAUCGUCAGGCAGAUGGUUCGUUUGCUGUGUGGCAAAAUGCAACUGGCAGCGUGUUUCUUACCGCCUUCGUUGCAAAGUCAAUGCAAACGGCGUCUAAGUACAUCAGCGAGGUGGAUACGGCGAUGGUCGAGAAGGCGUACGAUUGGCUUGCUUUCAAACAACACAGAUCGGGAAGGUUUGAUGAGGUCGGAUCCGUAAUUCACAAAGAUAUGCAAGGUGGGUUGCGUAACGGCAUUACACUGACAUCUUACGUGCUGACAGCGCUCCUAGAAAACGAGAACGCCAAGGUGAAGCACGCGGUUGUGAUUCAAAAUGCCAUGAGCUAUUUGAGCCGCCACGUGGAAUAUACCGAAAACUCUUACGAUCUGUCCAUAGCGACCUAUGCGCUGAUGUUGAAUGGGCACGGCAUGAAAGAUAACGCAUUCAAAAAGCUCUUAGGCAAGUCUAAUCUCGCAAAUAACGGCACGGAACGGUAUUGGGCCACGGCAAAUAGCAUCGAGACGACCGCUUAUGCUUUGCUGUCGUUUGUCUUAGCGGAGAAGUAUAAAGACGGUAUACCGGUGAUGCGUUGGUUGGUGAACCAACGCUAUGUUACCGGAAGCUUCCCGCGCACUCAAGACAGCUUUGUGGGACUGAAGGCACUGACAAAGUUGGCGGAAAAAAUAUCUCCCCAUCGAAACGAUUACGUCGUACAGUUGAAAUAUAAGAAUACUACUCAAACUUUCCACAUAAACUCGCAAGAUAUCGACAUUACCAACUUCCAGGAUAUACCGGAGGACACAAAGUGGAUGGAGAUCACCGUUGGAGGUAUCGGGUUCGGAUUGCUUGAGGUGAUUUAUCAGUACAGUUUAAAUCUUGUGAAUUUUGAGAACCGAUUCAAGCUGAUUCUUGAGAAACAGAACACGGGCUCUGAUUAUGAACUGCGGCUGAAGGUGUGCGCAUACUUCAUAUCGAAAGUGUCCGAUGAACGUUCGAAUAUGGCACUGAUUGAGGUGAACUUCCCCAGCGGUUACGUUGUUGAUCGGAAUCCGAUCAGCGAACAGACUACCGCGAAUCCGAUACAGAACACCGAGAUCAGAUACGGCGGCACAUCUGUUGUUGUUUACUACAACAACAUGGGCAUCGAAUUGCACUGCUUCACCGUGACAGCUUACAGACGGUUCAAGGUGGCUCCGAACAGUCUAGUGUACGUGGUCGCUUACGAUUAUUACAAUCCAAAUUACAAUGCCAUUAAAAUGUAUGAAGUAGAUGAGCAACCUGUGAAUGAGGUAUGA
This is a messenger RNA of Anopheles marshallii, 3990 nucleotides long. RefSeq names its product thioester-containing protein 1 allele S3-like. Lineage: Eukaryota; Metazoa; Arthropoda; Insecta; Diptera; Culicidae. The transcript has 13 exons. The record is from RefSeq and is a predicted model, not a curated record. The coding region runs from base 1 to 3990 and encodes 1329 amino acids. Gene Ontology annotation, molecular function: endopeptidase inhibitor activity. Gene Ontology annotation, cellular component: extracellular region.